Molecule: messenger RNA, 5475 nt
Organism: Solanum pennellii
Lineage: Eukaryota; Viridiplantae; Streptophyta; Magnoliopsida; Solanales; Solanaceae
Biological process (GO): DNA integration
Molecular function (GO): nucleic acid binding; RNA-DNA hybrid ribonuclease activity
Source: RefSeq, a predicted model, not a curated record
AUGGGAGACAACAAUGAAGAAGUCAGCCUCACAGAUGUCGUGGUGGCUCAGCCCACCGUGGCAGAGCAGAAUGAGCUUAUUGCGCAGCUGAUGCAGCAAAUAGCUGACAUGAGGGUCGAGAUGCAACGAAGGCAAGAUACGCCUCCACCCGGGUUUGGCCCCAACUUUAUCGACGCAAGACCUCCUACGUACUUCCCCUCGUCCAACUUGGAUCCUACUCAGCACCGUCCAUCGACACCCGUGCACAACCCGUCUGGGGUAGAUAUGACAACCCAAAACCCCCAAUACGCGUCAGUCUCCUAUCAAACUCCCUCACCACUCCCAAACAACCCCCCACAAAUACCACCACAUCCCCAAAACACUCAAACAGCCCCACUACCCCAAAAUCAGACCCAAAAUCCCACCGCCUUCAAUUCCCAAACACCACAUCCCCACUUGACCCAAAAUACCAAUCCCCAAAAUUAUCCGCAAAACUAUCAAACCGCACAGAACGUCCCAAGCCCUUCCAUAGCUCCACCCCUCCCCAAAAGAACCACUUUUCAAGUCCCUGUCCCGGCCGAGCAUGAGGUGCACGGCUCCGAGUUGGACCAUUACGAGGAGCAAGAAAGAGAGUGGAGGGCGAGGGAAGAAGCGAAGGUAGACAUAAAGGAGGAGAUCAAAAGGGCAAUGAAAGAAUUGCAAUGCACUCCAGACGUCGCCGGGUUAAGCUACGCAGAACUAUGCAUCCACCCAGACUUGAACCUGCCUGAAGGGUUCAAGAUCCCGAAGUUUGAUACCUUCGGAGGGGUGGGCAACCCCAUGGCACACCUAAGAGCGUACUGUGACCAACUCGUGGGAGUUGGCAAAGAUGAAGCGUUGCUGAUGAGUUGGAGCGCACUGGCUAAGGAUUUCAUUGAUAGAUUUGCGUACAACGUCGAGAUAGUCCCUGAUCGGUACUCCUUGGAGAAAAUGAAGCAAAAAUCCACAGAGAGCUAUCGGGAAUUCACGUACAGAUGGAGGAAAGAGGCAGCGAGGGUGAGGCCUCCGAUGACAGAGAAGGAGAUUGUGGAGGUGUUCGUACGGGUGCAGGAGCCCGAGUAUUAUGAUAGAGUCAUCUUAUUAAUCGGCGCCAAGUUCGCCGAGAUAGUCAAAGUGGGUGAGACUAUCGAAGAUGGCUUGAAGUCGGGGAAGAUAGCCCGAGUGUCUGCAUCGCCUGGAUCUUCCGGACUUGUGAGGAAGAAGAGAGAGGAAGUUGCCGCUAUCUCAUACGGGGGAAGAAAGGUCCCCAGAAAUUUACCACGUCCCCAAAACCGCUCCAACCCUCCAUCAAAGCCUCAUCAAGCCUACCGUUCACAAUCAAAUCAUUCCGGCCACUACAAUGCUGCCCCCACUUAUCCAGAUCCCCAUAUUUUGUCGUAUCAGAAUCCACCCCAAAUUCCCCAAAUUUUCCCUCCGUAUAUCCAAACUAUCCCCAAGCUUAUCAAAUCCCUCCCCCUUACCAGAAUGUCGCUCCCAGCUGCGCUAAUCAUAUCAAAGCCCCUAUCCAAAUUACCAAGCUCCACGAGCAAACGCCCGCAGUUACCAACAAGUCCCCCCCCUCAGCAGAGCCGGUAUGAUCCCCCUCGCCCCGGGUUUGAGAAGAAGCCCUCCAGAAGCUUCACCGUGUUGGCUGAAAGCAGAACCAAGUUGUUCGAAAGAUUGUCCGCGGCCGGAUACAUCCACCCUGUGGGGCCCAAGCCCGUGGAUGUCAACUCCAGAUUCUACAGACCGGAGCAGAGAUGUGCUUAUCAUUCCAACAAUGUUGGACAUGAUACUGAAGACUGCAUCAACCUCAAGCACAAGAUCCAAGAUCUAAUUGACCAGGAAGUGGUCUCCCUUCAGCCUGCGGCGCCAAACGUCAACACUAAGCCGUUGCCGAAUCAUGGGGGUGUAAACACCAACAUGAUAGAAACAGACGAAGAUAGCGGGGAAGGAAUCUGUGACCUUUUCAAGGACAUCAAUUCCAUCAUCGAGGAGGAGGCUGAGCCAGCUGGCAUUCGUGAUGCGGAACCAGGAGAGAUGCUGCAGAAUUGGACUUCCACGCCAAUCCUGAUGUCCCGGACUCUUUGUAACGUAAGUUACAAACCUGCCAAUGUCAUGUCAUGUCAUGAGCUAAACGAGCAAAAUGAGGUAAAUGACGACGAGGUUGACGACUACGACGAAGAAAGUGGGGAACCGGACUAUGUGGCAGAAGAAUUUCGACAGUUCGAGAAUCAACAUAAACCGAAUCUGGAGGAAACAGAGACGGUGAAUUUUGGAGAUUCGGAGUGUGUCAAAGAGGUUAAGAUCAGCACUCACCUGAAUGAAACUCAGACAGAGAGCCUGGUUCAUUUGCUUGCCGAAUACAGUGAUGUGUUUGUCUGGGAAGUUGGUGAUAUGCAGGGUUUGAGUACUGAUGUCGUAUCUCAUAAGCUACCUAUCAACCCAGGGUUCGAGCUGGUGAAACAAAAGACUCGAAAAUUCAAGCCUGAAUUGAGUUUGAAGAUUAAGGAGGAAAUCACCAAGCAGAUAGAGUCUCGAUUGGUAGAAGUAACGCAAUAUCCCACCUGGUUGGCAAAUGUCGUUCCGGUCGCCAAAAAAGAUGGAAAAAUCAGGAUUUGUGUUGAUUACAGGGAUCUCAACAAGGCUAGUCCAAAGGACAAUCUUCCGUUGCCAAAUAUCCAUAUUCUGAUUGACAACUGUGCCAAACACGAGAUGCAGUCAUUUGUGGAUUGUUACGCGGGUUAUCACCAGAUUUUGAUGGAUGAAGAAGACGCUGAGAAAACGGCCUUUAUCACACCUUGGGGGGUAUAUCACUACAGGCUGAUGCCGUUCGGCCUCAAAAACGCCGGUGCCACUUACAUGAGAGCCAUGACGACUAUCUUUCAUGACAUGAUUCACAAGGAAAUUGAAGUGUACGUGGACGACGUCAUAAUCAAAUCUCGCGAGAGUUCGGAUCAUUUGACACACCUGAGAAAAUUCUUUGAACGUUUGCGUCGGUACAACUUGAAGCUAAACCCCGCCAACUGUGCUUUUGGAGUCCCGGCUGGGAAGUUGUUGGGUUUUAUAGUCAGCAGAAGAGGUAUUGAGCUCGACCCUUCCAAGAUCAAAGCAAUUCAAGAGUUGCCUCCGCCGAAAAUGAGAAAAGAGGUGAUGAGUUUCUUAGGGAGGUUAAACUAUAUCAGCCGGUUUAUAGCACAAUCGACAGUGGUAUGUGAGCCUAUUUUCAAGUUGCUGAAGAAAGACGCCCCGACUAAGUGGACUGAGGAGUGCCAGACCGCUUUCGACGCUAUCAAGAGCUAUUUGUCUAACCCACCAGUAUUGGUUCCUCCGCGAGAAGGGAGUCCUUUGUUGCUGUAUUUGUCUGUCUCGGAUAGUGCCUUUGGAUGUGUACUUGGUCAACACGACGAGACAGGGAAGAAAGAAAGGUCUAUCUACUACAUAAGCAAGAAAUUUACUCCGUACGAGUCUCGGUACACUUUGCUGGAGAGAACAUGCUGUGCUCUGACGUGGCUUGCCCAGAAACUGAGACACUAUUUGUCGUCAUAUACUACAUAUCUUAUCUCCAGAAUGGAUCCGUUGAAGUACAUUUUCCAGAAAGCGAUGCCGACUGGAAAGUUAGCUAAAUGCAUGCUGUUGAGUGAGUUUGAUAUCGUGUACGUGACUCAGAAGGCAAUAAAAGCACAAGCUUUGGCUGAUCAUCUUGCGGAAAAUCCCGUUGAUGAAGAGUAUGAACCUCUCAAGACAUAUUUUCACGAUGAAGAAGUGUCAUUUGUGGGUGAAGAUAUUUCUGAAGCAUACCCAGGUUGGAGAUUAUUCUUUGACGGAGCGGCAAAUCACCAGGGUAAAGGUGUUGGAGCGGUCCUAGUAUCAGAAUCUGGUCAGCAUUAUCCUAUGGCGGCUAAACUGCGAUUCAACUGCACAAACAACAUGGCUGAAUACGAAGCUUGUAUUCUCGGUUUGAAAAUGGCCAUUGACAUGAAUGUUUACGAGUUACUGGUUAUUGGAGAUUCAGACCUUUUGAUUCAUCAGGUUCAAGGAGAAUGGGCUGUGAAGAACCCGAAAAUUAUACCGUACGUACAGUGUGUGCAAAAUCUGUGCAAAAGGUUUCGCAAGAUCGAGUUCAGACAUACUCCCUGAAUACAGAAUGAAUUAGCUGAUGCUCUUGCCACCAUCGCUUCAAUGAUCAAACAUCCGGAUAACGAUUACAUCGACCCGCUGGAUAUAGAUUUGAAGGAACAUCCAGUCCAUUGUUCACACGUUGAGUCAGAACCAGAUGAAGACGCUACAUCUAAUCAGAAGAAGUCGAUACGUCGUAUGGCUCUCAAUUUCUUUCUGAAUGAAGAAGUCCUGUAUAGGAGGACCAAUUUGGGUCUUUUAAGAUGCGCGGAUGCUGCUGAAGCUGUGAGGCUUAUUGAACAGAUACAUGCUGGAGUUUGCGGUACACACAUGAACGGGCUUACUUUGGCAAGAAAGGUUCUUCGAGCCGGUUAUUUCUGGAUGACUAUGGAGAAUGACUGUUGCAAAUUCGUGCAAAAAUGCCACAAAUGUCAAGUGCACGGCGAUUUGAUAUGGGUGCCACCUCACGAACUUAAUGCUAUGAGUUCACCUUGGCCGUUUGUAGCUUGGGGAAUGGAUGUUAUCGGUCCUAUAGAGCCAGCCGCUUCUAAUGGACACAGAUUCAUUUUAGUCGCCAUUGAUUAUUUCACCAAGUGGGUAGAAGCAGCCUCUUACAAGUCGGUAACCAAGAAAGUGGUGGCCGAUUUUGUCCGCAACAAUCUGAUAUGCAGAUUUGGGGUUCCAGAAUCCAUCAUUACUGAUAACGGUGCAAACCUCAACAGUCAUCUGAUGAAAGAGAUAUGUGAACAAUUCAAGAUUAUUCAACGGAGGUCAACUGCUUAUCGCCCUCAAAUGAACGGAGCCGUAGAGGCCGCCAACAAGAAUAUCAAGAAGAUUUUGAGUAAAAUGAUUGACAAGCAGCUAGGUUGGCAUGAAAUGUUGCCAUAUGCUCUACUGGGUUAUCGGACGACGGUCAGAACAUCGACUGGGGCUACUCCAUACUUGCUAGUAUAUGGAACAGAAGCAGUCGUACCUGUUGAAGUUGAGAUACCGUCAUUGAGGAUCAUCCAAGAAGCUGAGUUAAGCAACGCUGAGUGGGUUAGUAAACGGAUUGAUCAACUAGCUUUGAUUGAUGAGAAGAGGAUGGUCGCUGUUUGCCAUGGCCAGUUGUAUAGACAGAGAAUGACUCGCGCUUUUCACAAAAGAGUAAGAGCCAGAAAUUUUGAAGUAGGUCAGUUGGUCCUUAAGCGUAUUUUUCCUCAUCAAGACGAGCACAAAGGAAAGUUCGCACCAAACUGGCAAGGUCCCUACAUGGUUCGUAAAGUACUAUCUGGAGGUGCUUUGGUCCUGUCGGAGAUGGAUGGCACUGUAUGGCCCAAACCUAUCAACUCAGAUGCGGUCAAGAGAUACUAUACGUGA